UUGAUGUUGGUGGAUGCGUACUUUGUUUCCCGCUACCUUUGAAUUCUGCCUGGUAGUGAAAUGAGUGCAGACUUGCCGUAAGGGUCUGAUUGAUCAAGAUUGUUUGGUAUCGGCACAGUUAGUAAUCGCAUUCACCAAACUCACUAAUUAGUUAAUAACAACGAGGAAGUGAAAAUGUCUAGUUCCGAUUUUGUCAACAUUUUAAUAACCACGAAUGCCUCGAAACUAAGAUGUGAAAAACACUAUCCACUUGAUAUAACACUAGGUCAGCUAAAGGAAAAGCUGGUUUUGGUUACAGGUUGUGAUAACCGUACUAUGAGAAUAGAAUUGCAUGAUAAACAGGAUAAAUGCUUAGGCCAGUUACUUGGUGAUGAGAAGUCUUUGUAUGAUCUUGGGGUUGAAGAUGAAAUGCAUAUUCACGUGACGGAUCCAACGAUUCCAGAUGGAGUAUUUGAUCAACCGGAGGAACCCGUAGAAACCUACCAGAUGUCAGCCGAAGAGUAUGCAAAACGUGAAGUUUCUUUAUUAGCUUGGAAACGGCGUAAUAAAAUUGGACAGUUCCGAGAUGUUGAUCCAGAGGAGGCCAAACGUGCCGAAGAACAGCGUCAACAGACGGAACAACAGGAAAAAGAAAAAGCUGAAUCAUUACCAGUAGGUUCUCGAUGUGAAGUUCAGGUUCCUGGUCAGCCGACAAAACGAGGUGUGAUAGAAUUCAUUGGAACAACCAAAUUUAAACCUGGUUAUUGGGUUGGAAUUCGUUAUGAUGAACCUUUGGGAAGAAAUGAUGGGAGUGUUGAUGGGGUACGAUAUUUUCAUUGUCAAGACAAGUAUGGCGCAUUUGUGAAACCACAAUAUGUUGAAGCUGGCGACUUUCCUGAAUUUGGAAUUGAUGAACUAGAUGAAAUAUAACGGCAUACUUUCUAAAUUUAUAGCAAGAGUCGAAAUAAGCUAUCCACAACACCCUUGCUUGUAUAUUGGACUAAAUGUAUUUGGACAAAAAGUGUACGCCAGCUUUCACUGUAUCAUAAUACUUUAUCAGUUUUACUAAUUUUUUCAGAUUUCUAUCAUGGUUAUUGAUGAUAAUAUGAAAUGAAUUAAAAUAUAUUGUGUUCGUUAUUUUUAAAGUGUAUCUAUGAUUGAAAUGAGAUGAGUAAACUGGUGGUUAGUUAGUUAGCUGUUACCGUAGUUUCCUCAUACUUCAGCGUUUACUGGACUGACUGUUUAAAUAUCUAUGCUGAUUUCUCCUCAUGGUAUACUUGUUCAAAAAAAC
Heterobilharzia americana is the source of this 1270-nucleotide messenger RNA. Lineage: Eukaryota; Metazoa; Platyhelminthes; Trematoda; Strigeidida; Schistosomatidae. The record is from the annotation of a GenBank genome assembly.